This is a messenger RNA of Meloidogyne enterolobii, 1131 nucleotides long. Lineage: Eukaryota; Metazoa; Nematoda; Chromadorea; Rhabditida; Meloidogynidae. The record is from the annotation of a GenBank genome assembly.
AUGAAGGCUUCAACAAGUAAUAAUUGGUUAAUUGAUCCAGACAAUGCUGAUGGUUUUGCUCUAAUGUGGGGAGGUGUUCGAGCAAAUUAUGGAAUUAUUGUUCCUGAACAAAGAGAUGAUAUGCCUCCUUUAGCUUUUCAAGUGAAGAUUGCUGAACUUCUAUCACUAAAACAUUUACCUUUUGAAGAGCCUGAUGCUCAUGAUAUUCGUUUGGGAUGGUCACGUUUAGGAACUUCUAAUAUGUUGGGAGAGUCUCCUUAUUCAUUCGCCUUUAAUUCUAUGGCAAAUAAAGCAACGGGAAAUAUAUUUUCAGAUUAUGGAGAACCUUUUGGAAUAGGUGAUGUGAUUACUGCUGUUUUGGAUAUAAAUUGCGGUGAAAUUCGUUUCUUCAAAAAUUCGCAAACUUUGGGACCAGCAUUUACUGAUAUACAAUUCCAAACUGGUGAUGUUUUCUUUCCUCAUAUUGCAACAAAAAAUUGUAAAGUCUAUGUUUAUUUCGGCAAUGAAUUCCCUGAUAAUCCACCUCAAUCAACUUUAAAUACAAAUGGAGACAAUACAAUUACUGAUGAAGAAAUAAAUCAAUGGGGCUUGCCACCAGAUGAAGUUCCUGAAGGAACAAAAUGGAUUGGAAAGAUUGAUUUAAGAAUGUUAGCCCCAAGUAGAAGGCCAAUAUCUGAUAAAGCACAUUGUACUAUAAUUGCUAUGGUUGGUCUUUCUGGUGUUGGUAAAACUAGUUGGGUUCGUCAAUAUUUAAAAGAACAUCCAGAAGAGGAUUGGGUUCUUCUCAACAAUGAUUCUAUUUUGCAGUCAAUGGCUGUAAAUGGUGUCCCAAGGCAAAGAGUACAUCAAGGCAGAUGGGAUAUGGUUAUGGGGUUAACAGCUAAAGCACUAAAUCGUUCAUUACAAAUGGCUUGUCGUAGAAGACAUAAUUAUAUUUUGGAUCAAACAAAUGUGACGAGAGAUGCCAGAAAACGAAAAUUAACUCAAUUUCAAGAUUUUCAACGUAAAUGCGUAGUUAUUAUACCAAGUGAAGCAGAACACGAAAGACGUUUGAUUCGACAAGCUAGAGAACAAGGAGGAAUUGGACAAAUGCCUGCUGAAGCAAUGCUUGAAAUGAAAGGAGCCAAUUGA